CCUUCCACGUCAGCUUUCAAUCCAUCUCUCUCUAUAUAUAAAUCAGGAAAUCAAAUCAUUUUGCAAAAUUAAAAUGGUAGAACUCAAGGCGGUACGGCCGGCGAUUUCUUGUUAUUUUUCCGGCGUGGAGAGUGGUCCGGCUGCACCUUUUCGCAAGGUUGGCUUCCUGAAGUGGCAGAUGCCGGCGCUUUCGCCUUCUUUGGGGUUGAGUUGUGGCAACAAUGCCAGGUUGAGCUUGGUUCAGGCGACGGAGGAAUCGACAGUUUCGAUUGCGAACGAUCGUGCUUCUGUUAUAUCUGGUGAAAAUCUCCGCCAGAUGGCUACUAAUGGGAAGGCAACGAACAUUGUAUGGCACAAAAGUUCAGUUGGUAAACUUAAUCGGCAAGAGUUACUUGAGCAAAAGGGUUGUGUCUUAUGGAUUACGGGUCUCAGUGGCUCAGGAAAGAGCGCUUUGGCAUGUGCUCUGUGCCAAGCCUUGUAUUCAAGGGGAAAGUUGACUUACAUCCUUGAUGGUGAUAAUAUUCGGCAUGGUUUAAACCGUGACCUUAGUUUUAAAGCAGAAGAUCGUGCAGAAAACAUACGAAGGAUUGGAGAGGUAGCAAAGCUCUUUGCCGAUGCUGGCAUCAUUUGCAUUGCCAGCGUGAUAUCUCCCUACAGAAGAGACAGGGAUGCAUGUCGUGAACUGUUGCCAGAAGGAGAUUUCAUUGAGGUGUUCAUGGAUGUGCCACUCCAAAUAUGUGAGGCGAGGGACCCAAAGGGCCUGUACAAGCUUGCAAGAGCUGGAAAAAUUAAAGGUUUUACAGGCAUCGAUGACCCAUAUGAACCACCUUUGAAUUGUGAGUUGGUGUUACCACAAAAGGGAAACGACUGUGCUUCCCCAUGUGAAAUGGCCGAAACUGUGAUAUCUUACCUGGAGGAGAAGGGGUACCUGCUGGCCUAAGAAGCCCUGCAAUUCCUGGUCACCAUAAUCACCUGUGAUAUGGUGAGAGCAAAUCAAUGAAAAUUGAUUUUCUAAAUUAAGGAAAUUUCUCGUUUCCUGCACUCGGAAAUUUCUUGUUUCCUAUUUCUAUAUCCUGUUUCUGGCAUCAGGGAAACUUCUUGUUUCCUGUAUCUGUAGUUUAUGUCCUGUGUUAGAUAAUUAAUCGCUUGAUUAAUUAGUGUCAGUUUCCUUUACUAGGCUUUCCUAAAGUCAAGUUAGGUGUUAUUGGCUUUAGUUACUUCGGGAGCAAAAAAUAAAGAUGGACUGAAGGUGGUAAGUUAUUGGUGUAUGAGUUUGUAUCAUAUAGCAUAGUAAUGAUUGCUUAUGAAUAAAAGGCUAUCUCUGGUUUUCGCUGAAAGAUACCCUUAAAUAUGUACAUUUCUUCCCUGCUCUUUCUAGUAAGUACAGAUUUCGCAUUUAGCCUAAUGAUUCCUAAUCAAGCAAAUGUCAAAAUACUAGCACAGAGAAUUAGGGACAAUUUGCAGCUAGAU
Messenger RNA from Durio zibethinus, 1470 nucleotides. Its product is annotated as adenylyl-sulfate kinase 1, chloroplastic-like. Gene Ontology annotation, molecular function: ATP binding; adenylylsulfate kinase activity. Gene Ontology annotation, biological process: sulfate assimilation. The record is from RefSeq and is a predicted model, not a curated record. Lineage: Eukaryota; Viridiplantae; Streptophyta; Magnoliopsida; Malvales; Malvaceae.